Urocitellus parryii (Arctic ground squirrel) is the source of this 2313-nucleotide messenger RNA. RefSeq names its product opsin 3 (gene Opn3). Lineage: Eukaryota; Metazoa; Chordata; Mammalia; Rodentia; Sciuridae. Gene Ontology annotation, molecular function: G protein-coupled receptor activity. The record is from RefSeq and is a predicted model, not a curated record. Gene Ontology annotation, cellular component: membrane. Gene Ontology annotation, biological process: G protein-coupled receptor signaling pathway.
UCGGUGCAAUGGCCAGAGCCGACUCCCGUGUCCGGGCCCCACCCGGACGCUGAGCGCCUCCGACUGCCGAGCGCGCCGGCGCCGGGCCAUGUACUCGGGGAACCGCAGCGGCAGCCAGGGCUCCUGGGAGGGCGACGGGCCUGCGGGCGCCGAGGGGUCGGCGCCAGAGGGGACGCUGAGCCCCACACCGCUCUUCAGUCCCGGCACUUAUGAGCGCCUGGCUCUGCUGUUUGGCUCCGUGGGGCUGCUGGGCGCUGGCAGCAACCUGCUGGUGCUCGUCCUCUACUACAAGUUCCAGCGGCUCCGCACACCCACUCACCUCUUCCUAGUCAACAUCAGCCUCGGCGACCUGCUGAUGUCCCUCUUCGGGGUCACCUUUACCUUCGUGUCCUGCCUAAGGAACCGCUGGGUGUGGGACACCGUGGGCUGCGUGUGGGACGGGUUCAGCAGCAGCCUCUUCGGCAUUGUUUCCAUUACCACCCUAACUGUGCUGGCCUAUGAACGUUAYAUUCGUGUGGUCCAUGCCAGAGUGAUCAAUUUUUCCUGGGCCUGGAGGGCCAUUACCUACAUCUGGCUGUACUCAUUGGCAUGGGCAGGAGCACCUCUUCUGGGCUGGAACAGAUACAUCCUAGACGUCCAUGGACUAGGCUGCACUGUGGAGUGGAAAUCCAAAGAUGCCAACGAUUCCUCCUUUGUGCUUUUCUUAUUUCUUGGCUGCUUGGUGGUGCCUGUGGGUGUCAUAGCCCACUGCUAUGGCCAUAUUCUAUAUUCCAUUCGAAUGCUUCGCUGUGUUGAAGAUCUUCAGACAAUUCAGGUGAUCAAGAUUUUAAGAUAUGAAAAGAAAUUGGCCAAAAUGUGCUUCGUGAUGGUAUUUACCUUCCUGAUCUGCUGGAUGCCUUAUAUUGUGGUCUGUUUCUUAGUGGCUAAUGGUUAUGGACAACGGGUCACUCCAACAGUAUCUAUUGUUUCUAAUCUCUUUGCUAAAUCCAGCACUGUWUACAAUCCAGUUAUUUAUAUCUUCAUGAUCAGAAAGUUUAGAAGAUCCCUUUUGCAGCUCCUAUGUUCCCGACUGCUGAGGUGCCAGCAGCCCGCUAAAGACCUACCAGCAGUUGGAAAUGAAAUGCAGAUCAGACCCAUUGUGAUAUCACAGAAAGAUGGGGAAAGGCCAAAGAAGAAAGUGACUUUUAAUUCUUCUUCCAUUGUUUUUAUCAUCACCAGUGACGAAUCUCUAUCAGUUGAUGACAGUAAUAGAACCAGUGGGUCCAAAGCCGAUGUAAUCCAAGUUCGUCCUUUAUAGAAAUGAAAGAUGGAGCCUUAGAUGGGACAGCACAUUUGGACUUAUAAGGAUUGUUCUGGAAUUCCCAUUCUAUGUAAUAUCAACAGAAUUUCUGUGACACAGCAGGAAAUCUGAGUUGCCCAUAUGUUCUCUGUCCUCAACAAGCAAGACAAAUUCUUUUAAUUCAAUGGGUGCUUUACAUAAUGAAAAAACGUUUGUGGCACAAGAUGGACAUCUGGCAUCAUCAUCUUCUAAUGUGUUGAGAAUUUUCAUUUCAAAUGUAUUUUUAAAUGACUAUAUUUGCCAAAGCACACUGUAAAAGUAAAUUUUGUCUCAUACAUAUGUAUGAAAUAGCUAGACCUUCUUGAAUUCUCUGUAGUGUUGGGUCCUAUUCAGUCAUGUCAUAUGAUCAAAUUAAAUUAUCAAGGGAAUAAUUCUAGGAUGAAAAUCAAUCUGAAACAAACAAACUGCUGUUACACAUGUAGUAUGGCACUAACAUGUUGCCAUAGUAAGUGCCAGAAGAUACAACUAGGAAGCAUCAUAGCAAAGAGAAUAAGAUGACUUCAAGGUAAUCAUGGUGUGGGGUUAAUAUGCACUAGUAGGAAACACACAUGGUGGAGAUGAUGUUGAUGGCAGAGAAGUAUCUCCAUAUAUUUCAUUUCAAGUGUGAGCAUGGCAGAAUUAUCAUUUCCUUUUAAUUCUUUCCCAUAAUUUGCCAAGAGAUCUGUAUUUAGAAAAGGAGUUCCAAGUAAGCAAACAACUUACAUUUGAAUAAGGAUGAAAAUAAGUGUUUAAGUGUAUUCAUAAAAUGUAUUAUUUAAUAAUCAUUGCCCAUCAAUUAUUCCACUGAAUAACUGAUGGUCAAUGUUAGUGAAGGGGCCAUUUUUCCAUGGGUCAUUGUUUAGACUUGUAGGAUACCAGAAUAUGCUACUCUUGGGUAGCAUAUGUCCAUUUUGCAUAAGCAUUACUUUGAUCUGAAGACAGUUGAGAAGAAGUGAUAUAAGGAAAGCUCUUUGGAGCCAGGUGUGGUACCUGUA